This is a messenger RNA of Astrephomene gubernaculifera, 531 nucleotides long. NCBI's taxonomy places the organism in Eukaryota, Viridiplantae, Chlorophyta, Chlorophyceae, Chlamydomonadales, Astrephomenaceae. The record is from the annotation of a GenBank genome assembly.
UCUUUCUUAGUUUUUCUCCAACACCAUCACGCCCGAAGGUGACUUCAAAAGUAUUGAUCUGCUCUGCUUUGUGUAACGAAAAGCGCCCCGCCCGAGUAGAGCUUUCCCCACCUUGGGCGCCUAUGUCGUGUCUAAAUAAACACAUAUGCGCAUGAUAGAGAAGUUAAUACUAUUACUGGUUGCACCCAUCACCGGGGCACGGGUCUCGACGGAAUGAGCGGACGCGGUGGCGGACGUGGCCGCAUCUCAUCGCUUCAAGCCUUUGAUGCAAACGAGCCCGGCGGGGGUGGGCGUUAUGGAGGUCGUGGGGGCGGUCGCGGCCGGGGUCGUGGUAGACGACCCCUCAAUGCAAACCUAAACUACAUGCCGAGAGACGGUGGACCUGGAGGCAGCGAAGAGGACAACAACAUCAAGCUUGCACAAGUUCGCGCGGAGGAUGUGCUGGACGAGCAGCUGGGCUUCCCGCUCUUCACCACCGGGGACGACCGCUUGGGCUGGCUCAUGAACAUACAAUCGUCCCACAUGGCCGAC